AUGUCUACCCCUCAAUUCUGGUCCACUCCCCUGCGGUACAUCCGCUGGGCCUCUCACGAGAAGCCUGCGAUCCUCUACUCCCUCCUGAUCGGCUCCAUGGGGCCCGUCGCGCUCGUCACUCUUCCCCCGCUCCGCCGGGCUCUUGGUGACGUUGACCCGGAGCCUAUCCCCAUGACAUACCCCAUCCCGAAGGGUCCGCGCGUGGUUCCCCAGGGCUACGAGGAUUAA
Penicillium brasilianum is the source of this 228-nucleotide messenger RNA. The record is from the annotation of a GenBank genome assembly. NCBI's taxonomy places the organism in Eukaryota, Fungi, Ascomycota, Eurotiomycetes, Eurotiales, Aspergillaceae.